UUUGAAACAGAGAAAUCCGACUACAAAAAUAGAAACCGAAGAAAUUGGAAGCUGAGCUAGCAUCAUUUGAUUUGUGUCCAAAAAUGAGAUUGAUUGUGUCUCUUCCAAUUUCCAAAUUUCAUUUCUUGACGCACACGUAGCGCUCAAAUCACACUGAUUUUCUCCUAUUUUUAUUAACUGUGAUGCAAGGGAUUGCUUCCACGUACCACCUCUAUGGCGCCUAUAUAUAUACUCGUAUAUAUCCGCACCGAUCGACAAGUGCAAAAAAAUCAAAACUUAUUUUGGAGCUGUAGACGUUAAUCAGUGAAGGAAUUUAAGAAAUGUCUGGAACAAAUGGCCAAGUUAUUCGCUGCAAAGCCGCGGUGGCAUGGGAGGCAGGGAAGCCUUUGGUGAUUGAGGAAGUCGAGGUGGCGCCGCCGCAGAAAAUGGAAGUCCGUGUUAAGAUUCUGUUCACCUCCCUUUGCCACACUGAUGUCUAUUUCUGGGAGGCCAAGGGACAAACACCUCUGUUUCCUCGCAUCUUUGGCCACGAAGCAGGAGGAGUUGUGGAGAGUGUAGGUGAAGGUGUGAGCGAGCUCGCCCCAGGAGACCACGUGCUCCCCGUGUUCACGGGCGAGUGCAAGGAGUGCCGCCACUGCAAAUCAGCUGAGAGCAACAUGUGUGACCUCCUCCGGAUCAACACGGAUAGGGGGGUGAUGAUCGGGGAUGGGAAGGCGAGGUUCUCCAAAGAUGGGAAGCCAAUAUACCACUUUGUUGGAACCUCGACCUUUAGUGAGUACACAGUGGUCCACGUUGGCUGCCUCGCCAAGAUCAAUCCGGCCGCCCCAAUGGAUAAAGUCUGUGUUCUCAGCUGUGGCAUUUCCACAGGACUUGGGGCGGCUCUGAAUGUUGCCAAACCAACGAAAGGGUCGACCGUUGCUGUGUUUGGGUUGGGGGCUGUUGGCCUUGCUGCUGCUGAAGGGGCUCGGAUAGCUGGCGCUGCAAGGAUCAUUGGUGUUGAUCUAAACACAAAUCGCUUUGAUGAAGCAAAGAAAUUCGGUGUUACCGAAUUUGUGAAUCCUAAGGAUCAUGACAAGCCUAUACAAGAGGUCCUAGUUGGGAUGACUGAUGGUGGAGUCGACCGUAGCAUCGAGUGCACAGGGAAUGUUAACGCGAUGAUAUCUGCAUUCGAAUGUGUUCAUGAUGGUUGGGGCGUGGCCGUGCUCGUUGGGGUUCCUAACAAGGACGACGCAUUCAAAACGCAUCCCCUCAAUUUGCUGAAUGAGAGAACUCUCAAGGGAACCUUUUUUGGCAAUUACAAGCCCCGGACAGAUAUUCCAGUUGUUGUUGAACAGUAUAUGAAGAAGGAGAUGGACCUGCAGCUGGAGAAGUUCAUCACGCACCGUGUUCCCUUCUCGGAGAUCAACAAGGCGUUCGACUACAUGCUGCGGGGCGAGUCCAUCCGAUGCAUCAUCACCAUGGGGAAUUGAUGUUGUAGAGUCGACCUAUCUACAUUUUCAAGACUAGUAGAAUCGUAUGUGUGUUGGAAGAGAUGGAUAAAUAAAAUGUGUUGGUUGCAGUAGUUCUUUAUGAAUUAAGUACCUUUAGUUUUUCAACAAUGUAAAUUUUAAAGCUUGAUUACUUGUCUAUUUAGAUUUUCUAAGG
This is a messenger RNA of Salvia miltiorrhiza (redroot sage), 1644 nucleotides long. Its product is annotated as alcohol dehydrogenase 1. Lineage: Eukaryota; Viridiplantae; Streptophyta; Magnoliopsida; Lamiales; Lamiaceae. The record is from RefSeq and is a predicted model, not a curated record. Gene Ontology annotation, cellular component: cytosol. Gene Ontology annotation, molecular function: S-(hydroxymethyl)glutathione dehydrogenase [NAD(P)+] activity; zinc ion binding. Gene Ontology annotation, biological process: formaldehyde catabolic process. The coding region runs from base 321 to 1469 and encodes 382 amino acids. The transcript is spliced from 10 exons.